Molecule: messenger RNA, 1779 nt
Organism: Oryza brachyantha (malo sina)
Lineage: Eukaryota; Viridiplantae; Streptophyta; Magnoliopsida; Poales; Poaceae
Product: laccase-14-like
Exons: 2
Coding region: 40-1779 (579 amino acids)
Biological process (GO): lignin catabolic process
Cellular component (GO): apoplast
Molecular function (GO): copper ion binding; hydroquinone:oxygen oxidoreductase activity
Source: RefSeq, a predicted model, not a curated record
AUAUAUGUAUCCAAGCCAAAAGCCAGUGCAUGUGUACGCAUGCAUGCAUGCUGCAAUAUGGGCUGCAGCAGGUCAGGAUUAAUGAUACUGUCAUUAUUAUUAUUAGGCUGCGCCGUGGCUGAUGCUGCCAUCGUGGAGCACACAUUCCAUGUGGGCAACCUGACGGUGGAGCGGCUUGGGCAGCGGCAGGUGAUCACGGCGGUGAACGGGCAGUUCCCCGGUCCCAAGGUGGAAGCGCGCGACGGCGACACCAUCGUCGUCCGCGUCGUCAACAAGUCGCCCUACAACAUCACCAUCCACUGGCACGGCGUCCUGCAACGCCUCUCCGCCUGGGCCGACGGCCCCGCCAUGGUCACCCAGUGCCCCAUCCUCCCCGGCGCCGCCUCCUACACCUACCGCUUCAACGUCACCGGCCAGGUGGGCACCCUCUGGUGGCACGCCCAUGUCUCCUUCCUCCGCGCCACCGUCUACGGCGCCCUCCUCAUCCGCCCCCGCCCCUCCUCCCGCUACCCUUUCCCCACGCCCCACGCCGAGCACACCCUCCUCCUAGGCGAGUGGUGGAACACCUCCACCGGCGGCCUCGUCGACGUCGAGAGGCAGGCCUUCCUCACCGGCGGCCAGCCCGCCAACUCCGCCGCGCUCACCAUCAACGGCAUGCCCGGCCUCCACGCGCACCAGAUGCACCACCUGCACGUCGCGCGUGGCAACACCUACCUGCUCCGCCUCGUCAACGCUGCCCUCAACUACCAGCUCUUCUUCAAGGUGGCCGCCCACGCCUUCACGGUCGUCGCCGUCGACGCCUGCUACACCGACCCCUACCACACGGACGUCAUCGUCAUCGCGCCCGGCCAGACGGUGGACGCCCUCAUGCACGCAGGCGCCGCGCCCGGCGGCCGCUACUACGUGGCCGCACAGGUGUACCAGAGCAUCGCCAACGCCACAUACAGCGCCACCGCCAGGGCGCUCCUCCUCUACGACUACGAGGAGGAGGAGGAUCAGCAGCAUCAGGAGAUCAUGAUGCCGACCAUGCCGGCGCUCAACGACAGCGCAACAGCGCAGCGCUUCUACGGCCGCCUGACGGGGCUUCUGCGGGACGGCAAGCCGACGGUGCCGCAGCGGGUGGACACGCGGAUGCUGGUGACGUACGGCCUGGCCAUCGCACCAUGCGCGCCAGCGCAGACGCUGUGCAACCGGACGCGGGGCUCGCUGGCGGCCAGCAUGAACAACGUGUCGUUCCAGCUGCCGGCGUCCAUGUCGCUGCUGGAAGCGGCGCGCGCGGGCCGAUCGGCUGCCGGCGUGUACACGCGCGACUUCCCUGACCGGCCGCCGGUCAUGUUCGACUUCACGAACGCGUCGGUGGCCAACGGCAACACAUCGCUGAUGUUCACGUCGAGGGGCACGAGGGUGAAGGCGCUGCGGUUUAACGAGACGGUGGAGGUGGUGCUGCAGAACACGGCGGUGCUGGGGCCGGAGAACCACCCUCUGCACCUCCACGGCUUCAACUUCUACGUGGUCGCGCAGGGGACGGGCAACUUCCACCGGCGUAGGGCUGGCCGCGCCUACAACCUCAUCAACCCGCAGCAGCGCAACACCAUCGCCGUCGCCGCCGGCGGCUGGGCGGUCAUCCGGUUCACGGCCGACAACCCCGGCGUGUGGCUGAUGCACUGCCACCUGGACGCACACCUGCCCUUCGGCUUGGCCAUGGCCUUCCAGGUGGACGACGGCCCCACCCCCGACGCCAGUCUGCCCCCGCCGCCGCCGGACUAUCCCCCAUGCUAA